AUGGACCAGGGCGUCUUGCGGAACCAGUGCAGCAACUACAAUUACGACAAGGUCUGGGUGGGCGCGUUCGUGGACAUCCUGAAGAAGGGCCUCGGGCCUCAGGACCACCGCGCCGCGGUGCGCGCGCUCAACGCGGAGCACCGCGAGGCGCACGAGGAGGUCGAGGAGGAGCGGGCCCGCGCGCGCGAGGAGGAGCGCGAGGCCAAGGCGGAGCGGGCCCGCGCGCGCGAGGAGGCCAAGGCCGAGCGCGAGGCGGAGAAGGAGGCGAAGGACCGCGCGCGCGAGGAGGCCAAGGCCGAGCGCGAGGCGGCGGACCAGGCGGAGAAGGACCGCGUCGCCGCCCAGGUCAUCCUCGGCGCGAUGGCCGUCUCCGGCCGCAGCGCGGCGUCGAUCUUCGGCGAGGUCGACGAGGGCUUCGCGAAGUUGGUCGACAUCUGCGACGGCAUCCUCCGCACGCCGCGGACGCUCUUCUACAUCUACCUCACGGCCGUCGCCGAGGGCGAGGACGCCGACGUCGCGGCCUUCGAGGAGGCCAAGUCGGCCGCGCGACGCUCCACGUUCCUGCUCCCGGGCGUCAAGUUCCUCGAGGGCAACGUGCGGGCGAUCAAAGUCGCCGACGUGGCCUGGAUCGCGCGGCGGCUCGAGGCCAUGGGCCACGGGCACUACGCCGCCCUGUGCCGCAACCGCAUCCUGUGGAAGCGCCGCAGCUGCGGCACCGUCGCGCGGACCGGCUGCCGCUACGCCGUCUGCGUCGCGUGGACGCAGCGGCGCGUCGGCGAGCCGCGGCCCGCCGGGUCCUACUCGGACUGCCUCGCGGGCAUCCCGCCCUUGUCGGCGGCCGUGAAGCGGCAGCUCGAGGCGGAGACCAUCCCGCGCCUCCCCUCGGUCCAGGGCCCCUCGGACAUCACCAUCGUCCUGCGCAAGACGCACGAGCGCGGGACCUUGUGCCCCUACUCGGCGAGCCACUACGAGAUCAAGACGCUCGGCCGCGUCGUCUUCUUCAUCUGGUGGUACGUCACCCGCGGCGGCGACGCGACGAACCACAACACGCAGCCGGAGGCCUUCGCGACGGGCGCCGCCGCGCGCGCGGCCGCGCGCGACUACGCCGAGGGGAAGAAGAACCAGAAGGAGGACGCCGACAAGAACGCGCAGUACCGCUGGAAGGAGCUUUCCCCCCGCGGCGGCGGCGCGAAGGCGCCCGCGCGCAAGCCGAAGCCCGCGCCGAAGACGCGCGCGCCGAAGAAGCGCCGCGCGCCCCAGCCCGCGCCGCGGGCGGCGGCGAAGAAGCGGAGGUGGGGCCCGGACGAGUACCCGCUCGCGGGCAUGCGCCGGUCGCCGAAGAAGGCCGCGGCCGCGCGCGACGCCGAGUACGCGGCGCUCUGGACCGAGGCGAAGCGCGAGGGCGGACUUACCGCCAACCUCGCCGCAUGGUUCGGCGGCGAAGCCAACGAGCGGCGCCGCGCCGCGAAGGACGCGGAGACGCCCGCCGACGCGCGGCGCGAGGCCCUGGAGGCGCGCAAGUGCGCGGACAAGCUCGCGGCCCUCGCCGUCGAGGCGCGAGACGCCGACGCCGCCAUCGUGCACAAGUUCGCGGCCAAGGCGGGGCGCGACGCGGACGCGGCGGAGGUCUUCGCGGAGCUCCCGCCCGCGGCGGCGGCGGAGGCGGAGGAGGCCGCGCCGGCCGCGGCGGACCCGCUCUCGCGCGCGGCGCAGUACCUCGAGACGACGCUCCAGGCGCUCGUCGAGCCGGCGCCCGCGCCGACGGCCGCGGCGACGCUCGCGGCCAUCGCGGACGCGUCGGACGAGCCCGCGGUCGUCGUCGAGGAGGCGGCCGGCGAGCUC
Messenger RNA from Aureococcus anophagefferens, 1842 nucleotides. RefSeq lists its product as hypothetical. The transcript has 3 exons. Lineage: Eukaryota; Pelagophyceae; Pelagomonadales; Pelagomonadaceae. The record is from RefSeq and is a predicted model, not a curated record. The annotation marks the transcript as partial.